CCUGAGGAGACGAGAGUUUGGUUCAAAGUGUACCCCUAUUAUUUGAAUGAACGAUAACAGACAAAACUCUUCUUUAUAACUGCAGGUAUUUUUCGUCUUUAUUUAUUUUUUUACUUUUUUUAUUUUUAUAUAUUUUUGUGUUUGAGAGAAUCUUGCCUGCAUGAAGAAAACCAGAAAUGGCAUCACCACAAACACUUCAACCUGUCCUAAAGAUGAAGGUCGACGAGCUCUUCCUCUUUUGGUUGAGUGAGCCGAGUACUCAGGCGAUGCUAAAAGACUACCUCAACAAAAUCAAGAGUGGAGAAGAAAUAGAUCUAAGCCAUGGUGAAUUCAAGGGCACAAGCACUUUGAUGUUCACUGAAAACAACAAUAACAACAUAGCAUCAAAGAUUAAUGCAACGGAGAGAAUGAGUGCGGCCCUUGGUGCCCCAUGCAGUCCUCCUUCGGCCACGCUGCCAUCUGCGAGUGGCAGCAAUAACAGGGCAGGAGUGAAUGCGAGGGCCCUGCGACGCUCUGUCAGCACUAAAAAGCAAGCGCAGGCUAAGAAAGAGGAGCCCGUUACACCAGCCUUAAGUGAAAGCAUUCCAAAGUUCUACUUCCCUCGAGGACAGCCCCAGGCCAACAUCAACAUAGACAAUCUCAUUUCCAAGAUUGAAAAAAUAUUUUCUCAAUUUCCUGAUGAAAGAGUCACUAUUAAAGACAUGGGGCUGGUCGCCAAGGCCUGCGAUUGCCCGUUCUAUUGGAAAGCUCCAUUGUUUCAUGCUGCUGGAGGAGACAGGAGGGGUUAUGUGUCUGUUCACAAGUUUGUGGCAAUGUGGAGAAAAGUGCUUCAGACCUGUCAUGAUGACGCAUCCAAAUUUCUUCACCUUCUGGCCAAGCCUGGCUGCAAUUAUUUGGAACAAGAAGACUUUAUUCCAUUCCUGCAGGAUGUGGUGGAUUCCCAUACAGGCCUGGCGUUUUUAAAGGAGGCUUCAGACUUUCAUUCACGCUACAUUACCACUGUCGUCCAGAGGAUAUUUUACAAUGUAAACCGCUCGUGGACUGGAAAAAUAACAUGUUCAGAACUCAGAAGAAGUACUUUUCUGCAGAAUGUGGCACUUCUUGAAGAGGAUGAAGAGAUUAACCAGUUGACAGAGUUCUUCUCCUAUGAACAUUUCUAUGUCAUUUACUGUAAAUUCUGGGAGCUGGAUACAGAUCACGACCUGUACAUUGACCAAAGAGACCUGGUGCGGCAUAAUGAUCAAGCCAUUUCCCACAGAAUGAUUGAGAGAAUAUUCUCAGGAGCUGUAACCAGGGGCAGAGCAGUUCAUAAAGAGGGCAGGCUGAGCUACGGUGACUUUGUGUGGUUCCUCAUAUCUGAGGAGGACAAAAAGUCUGAGACGAGCAUAGAGUAUUGGUUUCGCUGUAUGGAUCUGGAUGGAGAUGGAGUUCUGUCCAUGUAUGAGCUGCAGUACUUCUACCAGGAACAGUGUCAGAAGCUUGAGGCCAUGGCCAUUGAACCGCUGCCUUUCGAGGACUGCCUGUGCCAAAUGUUAGAUUUGGUUAAGCCAGAAAACCCAGGAAAGAUUACACUCAGGGACUUGAAGAGGUGCAGGAUGUCCCAUAUUUUCUUCGACACGUUCUUCAACAUUGAGAAGUAUCUAGACCAUGAACAGAGGGAUCCCUUAUUGGCUGCAAGGGACGCUGAAGCAGUGGGCCAGGAGAUUUCUGACUGGGAGAGAUAUGCUGCAGAGGAGUAUGACAACUUGGUGGCUGAGGAAACCGCAAAUGAGCAGUACAACGAUGGGUACGACAAUAUUCUAGACCCGGCGGAUCACGUGACGAGCACUUUAGAGCUGCACAGUGAGAAGAGGCAUCUGUUCGGGAUCCCCAGCCCUCACUGUAACCUGGAUCUGGAUGAAUAUGAAUACGAGGACGAUUUUGAAUGAGGAGCAGACGAGUAAAUGAAACAUCAUCUGGUAGUGUGUAGAACCCAUCCUGCUCUCACACCUGGUUCAGCUAUCCCAGACUAAAGAGCGAUGCGGAUGCACUCCUACAGGCCGCUGGAUGCCGGACAGCAAACAGCAGCCAGAGACGGAUUGUGCUGGUCCAGUUUUUCUGUCAGUCUGCGCACAACCAGCUUUCUAAAACCAAAUGUAGCAGCAACUACACUGAAAGCCAACCACAACACUUGAAAUAUUGAUUCUGCACUAAAUAUUGAAGAUUUUAAUGCUGGUGAGACAUUCCAGAAGAUUGAGGAUUUCAGCUUGAUGGCUUCUUUCUCCUGGAGCUUUGUCCACAUCCUGUGUGUGUUUGAGGGUCACGCUAAUAUGAAGUAAUGCAGUAAUCAGACUGUGAUGUUUUACUGUGUCUGUGUGAGAGGUGUAUAAGUUAUAAUGUAUUUAUGUAUAUUUGUUUAUAUAUUGUUUGUCAUUUCUAUAGAAGUGCUUCCUAAAGUUGCUUUUAUUGUAAUAAUGAACUUUUGUUUUUCAACUGUCUUAUAGUUCAAUAAAGUAUUAAGACAAAAAUA
This is a messenger RNA of Danio aesculapii, 2509 nucleotides long. RefSeq names its product protein phosphatase 2, regulatory subunit B'', beta (gene ppp2r3b). The record is from RefSeq and is a predicted model, not a curated record. The coding region runs from base 177 to 1928 and encodes 583 amino acids. The transcript is spliced from 14 exons. Gene Ontology annotation, biological process: protein dephosphorylation. Gene Ontology annotation, cellular component: protein phosphatase type 2A complex. Gene Ontology annotation, molecular function: protein phosphatase regulator activity; calcium ion binding. NCBI's taxonomy places the organism in Eukaryota, Metazoa, Chordata, Actinopteri, Cypriniformes, Danionidae.